Molecule: messenger RNA, 1751 nt
Organism: Octopus bimaculoides (California two-spot octopus)
Lineage: Eukaryota; Metazoa; Mollusca; Cephalopoda; Octopoda; Octopodidae
Source: RefSeq, a predicted model, not a curated record
CAAACAUCUUGAUGGUUCAACAGGGAGAGACUGGAGCAGAAGGCGACGAGAAUAGAAGUAUCAUCGGAGGUUUCUCCUUAGCCUCGACACUUGGUACAACUAUUACUACUACUACUACUACUCUUACUACUACUACUACUACUACUACUACUACUACUACAGGUACUGUUGCCAGUUCUGCUGCUGCUGCUGAUGUCAGUGGUGGUGGUGGUGGUGGUGCUCUGUCUAUCCAUCCCCAGUUUUCUUCAAUACAGCAACACAACAGCUCAGUGGUCCUUACCGACUCUUCGAGACCACAGCUUUCAGGCCCAGCACGGGUCAGCAAUAGCAGCCGGAAGAUCUGUGGCCCUGUUGAAGGAGUGCAUCCUGUGGUUGAUACGCAAAUGGGAAGAAGAUGCAUUGGUAACAACAACAACAACAACAAUGAUAAGGUCAGCAACAGUGAGGAUGUUGUUCUUGUUCACUCGGUGGAUGACAGUGCUGAAAAUAUCAGCCUUAUGCACCCAGCUAUCAUCAACAAAGGGGGCGCUACCACAGUGAUGCAGAGCUUACAGCAAGAAGAAGAAGAAGAAGAAGAAGAAGAAGAAGAAGAUAAUGGCAAUGAUGAGGAGGAGGAUGAUGAUGAUGAUGAUGAGGAGGAUGAAGAGGAGGUGGUGAUCAAUAUGUCUAAAGAAUUAAUUAAUCUAUCAGAACACUUCAACAAUGCUUCAGCAACAACUCCACCACCGACACUGCCACCAACAGCGUUGCUACCAUCGAUUUCACUGGACACAACAGCAACCUUCAGUGACCCACUGCAAUCAAGCACUGCUGACCAACACUCUUCGUCCAACAACGAAGAUGAUAAUGAGGAUGAUAUGGACGCUCAGCAUUCUGUCCCCCUGUCCGGACUACGGCCUUCAUCUGCGAUGCAUUCUGAAUCGGAGAGCACAACUUCCACCACUUCAAGACCUGACUUUACAUUUGUCCUGGUGACCAGCAUCGUCCGUGGCAACUCGUUCACCUAUGGCAAGCAGUCAUUCAAGUGUGUUCACUGUCCGUUUCGGACACAUUGGAAGAGUUCCAUGAUAAACCACAUGCGAGACAAACAUCCAGAAAUAUUGAAUCAAGCCCCCUCCACUUCUGUAUCUGAUCUCGGCGCUGUUCCCGUUGGUGACAACCAGAGGCUGAUGAAGAUGUCGGAUUAUAAUAAAUCAAUGGUCAACCGUUUCAAGACCAGGACAAGCUCAACCAACAAGAGAGUACGAAGCAUUGAGAAACAAGACCUCCUUGGGUCAUACCCUUGCACCAAAUGCACAAAGGUGUUUAACAGGUUACGAUAUCUGCGUAAGCACACACAGAUCCGCCGGACAGAUGCAAUGUUCUGUGAGGCAUGUGGAAAGGGCUUCAAGACUCGCACCUACUUGGCUGCACACGAACGCACACACAAAAAAGGAGCAUACCGGUGCAGGCAAUGUGGUUUCACAUCAAAAAUUAAUGCGGCAAUUCAUGCACAUCGUCAGCUGCACAAUGAGGGCAGUGUCAUCUGUGACAUAUGCGGGUUUGCCUACACGGACAAGUCAACACUCAACAAGCACAAACGGGUCCACGACCCCAUCCAGCCAUUUGCAUGCACCUUUCCUGGUUGCACAUGGCGUUUCAAGACCGAUGUAAUGUGCCAGGCACACUUCCGAGCUCACACCACACAGGGAAAGUUCCGCUGUUCAGAUACCUUUUCCGUCACAAGCAUCAUUUACAGCGGCAUGAGCUGA